Messenger RNA from Bemisia tabaci, 1212 nucleotides. RefSeq names its product zinc finger SWIM domain-containing protein 7. Gene Ontology annotation, molecular function: zinc ion binding. Gene Ontology annotation, biological process: double-strand break repair via homologous recombination. The record is from RefSeq and is a predicted model, not a curated record. Lineage: Eukaryota; Metazoa; Arthropoda; Insecta; Hemiptera; Aleyrodidae. Gene Ontology annotation, cellular component: Shu complex.
AUAUUUACGUUUGUGAUGGGUGCACAUGUGCAUAUGCUGUCUGCUGUUCAUGGCUCAAACUUUUAAUUUCAUACUGUGGAUGAAUAUCUCUUUUCAAGAGAAAUAACUAGUAGGAAUUUCAGUGAGGUUUUGAAGAUGUCAAAAUCUCCAACUCUGAAUGUCUCUCUGUAUCAAGUGUGGGAUUCUUUCUGGGAUCAAAAACUGACAUCUUUCGGACAGUCGGAGAAAGUUCCUGAUGACGUAUUACUUGCGCUGCAUUCCAUUCAUGGAUCUGUGCUGGAACGCGCAGUAGAACUCUUUGAUAAAGACUGCCUGACCGUUUUCCGAACAAAAGGACACUCACGAGAAGUAUUACAAAUAAUUGGCUCCUCUGGGAUGAUAUAUACACUAUUCCACAAAAUAAACUUUUGCCAAUGUCAAUCUUAUAAGUUUCAAGUUCUUCUCUACAAAGCCAAUGUCACAUGCAAACAUGUAUUAGCUGCAGCCCUCUCGUAUGCAACGGGCAAGUUUAAAGUGAUGGAAUUGUCAUCUGAAGAUUUAACAAAAUUACUGAUUGAUUCAUUCGUAGGCAGGAAUGAAAUGCAGACCUCUGGACAUCCCUAGUAUGAGAGACUUUAAUUAUUGACAAGGAUUACACUCUAAAAUAGUCUGGACGGUUUCAUAUUUAACCAUGGUAAUUUGGUUUAAAAUACAUGGAAAUGGAGAGUCUGAUACCGAUAAAAAAAGGACUUAUAUUUAGGGCUUUGGAUGCAAGAAGAGCACCUCUCAAAUGCAGUGUUUUAGAAUCUUUGUUGCUAAUUUAGGACUUUGAGUAUAAUGGGUAAUCUCUGAGUUUUUCUUUGGAACAUUGUAAAUCGAAGAAUUCAGUAAGAAUUUCAGUGCAUUGCAUGCAUUCACUUUCCUAACCAUCGCUGAAAUAUGAGCAGAGAUUCUGAACCAUGGCAACUGAGAGGUGGCCUUCUUGCAUCCAGCACCUUAAGGUGAAUCUACAGCGGUGUGUCACAAGAAAUUUUUUCGCGCAGGGAGCACCACUGCUGUGUUUUGAUUUUUUGGUCCACGCUGUUAGAGUCCGUACAGCCCCACGUGAGUCCUUGGGCUUUCAUGAAAGUUAAAGGAAUUUCUGUUAAAAUCGAAGAGUCAAGUUUUAGCUACAACAUUCUUCUGCCUAUGGUACUAAAAAAGACGAGAAAAGUAAUUUCUGGAACUCUGAAA